Molecule: messenger RNA, 321 nt
Organism: Pochonia chlamydosporia 170
Lineage: Eukaryota; Fungi; Ascomycota; Sordariomycetes; Hypocreales; Clavicipitaceae
Product: Skp1 family protein
Exons: 4
Coding region: 1-321 (106 amino acids)
Biological process (GO): ubiquitin-dependent protein catabolic process
Cellular component (GO): elongin complex
Molecular function (GO): protein-macromolecule adaptor activity
Source: RefSeq, a predicted model, not a curated record
AUGGCCAUGCUGCAGUCUCCAAGCAAAUACGUCACUCUCAUAUCUGGCGAUGGAUUCGAGUUUGUCGUUUUGCGCGAAGCUGCCAUGGUGAGCCCGAUCAUCAAGGGCAUGCUGGAUGUGAGAAGCCAGUUUGCCGAGGCUAAAGAUGCACGCUGUGUCUUUCAAGAAAUGAGUGGCAUGGUUCUCGACAAAGUGGUCGAGUACUUCCACUACUGGUACCGUUACCGGAAUAGCGAUGAUGUCCCUGACAUGGACAUUCCUGUAGAGUUGUGUCUGGAGCUUUUGGCUGCGGCAGACUACUUGGGGCUGGACCAGGGUUAG